AAGUUUCUUCAGAGAACUUUCGUCUUUCUCUCUGCAGAGCUACCAGAAUGGUUCAAAGUUUGUUUGCCAGCAUGGCCCUUCAGAAUGCAGAGGUAACAGAUUGAUGUCGUGUGCUUUGGAAAUGCUGGAAAACCAGGACCAAAAAGUUGAAUUCGUCAAUUGUUUCAUGGAAAACUACAUAAAGCAUAGGGAGGAAGAGCUGGAAAUUGGAGAACAUUGUGCAGAAGGGCUUCGUUUAGACAAAAAUAGUGUCCUAGAUUGCUACAAUUCUGAACUCGGAACGAUUAUCCAAUUGAAAGCUGAACAAGCUACUGCCAGGAUUCGUCCUAAAUUUGUUCCUACUAUUUUGUUUGACGGGCAAUUUGAUCAACAACUCCAAGAUGAUAGUAUUACCAAUUUCAAAGAAGUUGUAUGUAAGCUACAGAGCAAAAUACCUGGGGAAGCUUGCAAAAGUUGA
This is a messenger RNA of Phaedon cochleariae (mustard beetle), 457 nucleotides long. The record is from the annotation of a GenBank genome assembly. Lineage: Eukaryota; Metazoa; Arthropoda; Insecta; Coleoptera; Chrysomelidae.